UAGACAACUGGUAAUUUCUGAACGGAACAAUAAUAAACCGGAAAUAGAAUUUCCCUUGACAGCAAUCUGACAUCAAUUCAAACGAACGUCAAAUCGACCAAACAAAACAAUCGUUCGUUGCUAAAAAUAAUAACUUACUACUUAUUUGUUCGAAAUGUCCGACAAAAUCAAAUCAUUGCCUCCCCCAACUUCUAAAACAUUGAAAGCAAAACGCCCCUCAACAGUCAGCGCCGCUACUACGUCUUCUCGCGGAAAAAUACCAACAACAUCAGCAAAGGACAAAAAUACUAUUUCGCGGCCUAAAGUUAGUAAAAAUACAACUGUGAUCGGUGAUGGCGAUGUUACAAUAUGUAAACCAGAAGCUUCAUUGCCUGAUUUUGAUGCUGAGCAGCGGCAAAUAGCAUAUGGGAAAUUUAUGCGCGCUAUGCUAGAAGACUGUCUCGUUGACGAAAAAAUUGAGCGCGAGGAAACCCAGAUAGAUAUUCAGAUGGCCCAGUUGGCAGACAGGUUUCAGAAAACUAUAGAACAGUUGGACAAAACCAAUAAAAGGCUGAAGAAUAUAUCAUUUGUUGUUGAAAAGAAAAGAUUAAUAGACCUCAAGAACAGAGACGUCUCUCAAUUCUACGACAUGACAGAAACCUCAAAGGUUGAAGAGAUUCUUACAAAUCUAAUGACAACUGAGCAAGCAUGCCUUGAUAAAUUGGAGACCAAAAACAUAGACUUUGGCUACGAUAAAAACAGUGGCCAUAGACAACUACUUGAUGCCGUCAAUGAUGCUAUAGAGGGUUUGGAACAGAUUAAAAAGCAUUCAAAGUUGGACAUAGACAAAUUUAAGGAGUACGAGAAAUCUCAACAGACAUUGGUGCAAUUGGAGAAGGAUAGGUUUGAUCUGGAUAGUUUGAAAGCAGAGUUUGAUGUGAAAUUCCCGAAUUUCAGUGAGAAACUGAUGAAGGAGGUGUCGGAGAAGAUCGCCGGGAUCACAAAUGAUGAUGAUGAAGAUUGAUAGAUGUGUUUAAUUUUUAUAUGUUUAUGUUUAAUAUAGUUGUAAAUAAAUGUUUUAUCUUUAA
Amyelois transitella is the source of this 1067-nucleotide messenger RNA. RefSeq lists its product as uncharacterized. The transcript has 2 exons. Lineage: Eukaryota; Metazoa; Arthropoda; Insecta; Lepidoptera; Pyralidae. Bases 155 to 1003 code for a protein of 282 amino acids. The record is from RefSeq and is a predicted model, not a curated record.